Molecule: messenger RNA, 1714 nt
Organism: Aspergillus novofumigatus IBT 16806
Lineage: Eukaryota; Fungi; Ascomycota; Eurotiomycetes; Eurotiales; Aspergillaceae
Product: lysophospholipid acyltransferase family protein
Exons: 2
Coding region: 356-1609 (417 amino acids)
Cellular component (GO): endomembrane system
Molecular function (GO): acyltransferase activity
Source: RefSeq, a predicted model, not a curated record
CAUUAUUCGCUUGCUUGUGCCCACCAGCAACCGUGGUGCACACAUGAUUAUUGUUGUUUCGAUUCCAGUCUCUUUCUCUCUUUUUAUUUCCGCUGCUCAAAGCAUGGCUUGAUAUUUCCUUUUCCUCAUCUUCAUUUACUCCCCGAGUUCUCCCUUUGCGACGUCUCGUGUCGCCCACACAGCUUUAGGCAGCGAGACACUGCUUAUUUUUAUCUAAGCCCCCAGUGCGUCGAUUGCUCGUAUGCUUCGUUACGAGGGCGCGUUCACCGACUUCAUUUUCCAGACUUCAUCUCGAUCGUUCCAAUUCGACUACUGAGUUUCUUAAACAGCUUCACAAGGGUUAUACCUGCUCGUCAUGGACUCUCCAGAGCUUCGUCAGCGAAAGCCGGCACCUGGCCUGAAAGGUGAUAACGUGGUUGAAAAGUCUCGAGGCUUCAAAGACACGGAGCCGCGCCUCAAGCACGGCAUUCCUAUGCAGCUCCUUCGUUCCUUGUUACUUGCAACAUGGUUCAAUUGCUGCUGUAUCAUUAUUUUCGCAACCCAGUUGAUAGGGUCUCCGCUUUAUUUCAUAAACAAGCACUAUUAUUAUAGUUACAUGGCUCUGACGAAACAAUCAUUUGGCUUGGUUAUAACAGCCCUGACACAAUGGGGCUGUCCAACAUAUGUACGCGUCAGUGGGGAUGAGAGUGUGCGAGGUCAGAUUCACCUGUGUUAUGGACGACUCAAGACCGAGUUUCCUGAGCGUCUAGUCUUGAUUGCCAAUCACCAAGUUUACACCGACUGGAUCUAUCUUUGGUGGAUCGCUUACACGAACCAAAUGCAUGGCCGCAUCUUCAUCAUUCUCAAGGAAUCACUCAAGUAUAUUCCAAUCAUCGGGCAGGGUAUGACAUUCUACGGUUUCAUUUUCAUGGCCCGUAAAUGGCUGUCCGACAAACCUCGACUACAACAUCGUUUGGAAAAACUCAAGAUCCAAAUGUCAGGUUCCAAAUCGGAAUCUCCGCAAUAUGACCCCAUGUGGCUCCUGAUUUUCCCAGAAGGCACCAACCUGUCGCCAAAUACGAAACGACGGAGCGAUGAAUACGGCCGGAAGCAGGGGCUACCGCCUCUGAAACAUGAGCUUCUUCCUCGGUCGACCGGUCUCCUAUUCUGCCUACAGCAGCUGAAGGGAACUGUCGAUUGGGUAUAUGACUGCACCGUUGCGUACGAAGGGCCACCGAAGGGCAGCUUUCCCGACAAGUACUUUACUCUCCGAUCCACAUAUUUACAGGGAAGGCCUCCGACCUCCGUCAACAUGUACUGGAGACGAUUCGCUAUGUCCGAUAUUCCUUUGGAUGACCAAAAGGAAUUUGAUAACUGGCUCAGGGCGCGCUGGACGGAAAAGGAUGAGCUACUUGACGAAUUCUUUGAAACUGGGAGGUUCCCAACUGCCCUGGCUGGCAGCAUUGACGCUGGGGAUGUGUCCGAUGUACAGAGAGAGGCUGCCUCUAAGGGCUUUGUAGAAGCGCAUGUCCGGCUACAUCACUGGACGGAGCUUGGGCGGAUUUUCAUGGUACUAACAGGCAUGGCGUUUCUUUGCAGAUUGCCCAAGGUUUUUGGGCUAUGGGACUAGAACGACCUCGAGUCUUCCGGGUGGUGCUAGCUUAUCAAUAACUAUAUUGCUAAUAUUUUAUGAGCAUGAGAUGACAAACGAAAUGAUAUCAUUGACUGAUGAAAA